This is a messenger RNA of Apis cerana (Asiatic honeybee), 10540 nucleotides long. It is a transcript of the gene Ddx1, whose product is annotated as ATP-dependent RNA helicase Ddx1. The record is from RefSeq and is a predicted model, not a curated record. Gene Ontology annotation, molecular function: protein binding; nucleic acid binding; ATP binding. NCBI's taxonomy places the organism in Eukaryota, Metazoa, Arthropoda, Insecta, Hymenoptera, Apidae.
CAUAUAGAUGGCACUUAUAUCGAAUAUCUAGAUAUCUCUAGACACAUCUGAUCAUUUCUUAGUACCGGUGUAAUACUUUCUUUAAUGGCAUAUCUUUAAAUUUGAUCUAUAAGAGACAUAAAUUAAAACUAGAAAAAUGACAGCAUUUGAAGAAAUGGGUGUCUUGCCUGAAAUUGGAAAGGCAGUUGAUGAAAUGGAAUGGACAUUACCAACUGAUGUCCAAGCUGAAGCACUCCCAUUAAUUUUGGGUGGUGGAGAUGUAUUAAUGGCUGCAGAAACUGGUAGUGGAAAAACUGGUGCAUUUUGUUUACCAGUUUUGCAAAUUGUAUGGGAAACUUUAAAAGAUUUAGAAUCUGGUAAAAUGAGCAGUAGUUCUAGUGGUCAUCAUCAACCUUCUGCACAUUGGGCAUUAAGUUUGUUUGAUAGAGGUAGAGCAUUAGCUGUAACUCCUGAUGGUUUAAGAUGUCAAAGUCGUGAACAGAAAGAAUGGCAUGGUUGUAGAGCAAAUAAAGGAAUUCAAGGGAAAGACAAAUAUUUUUUUGAAGCUAUAGUAACUGAUGAAGGAUUAUGUCGUGUAGGCUGGUCUACAUCUCAAGCUUCAUUAGAUUUAGGAACAGAUAAGUUUGGUUUUGGUUAUGGUGGAACUGGUAAAAAAUCAAAUGCAAAGCAAUUUGAUAACUAUGGAAAAUCUUUUGGAAUGCAUGAUGUAAUUGGAUGUCUUCUGAAUUUAUCAAAAGGUGAAAUUAGUUUCACAUUAAAUGGAGCAGACUUAGGUCCAGCAUUUACAUUAAAUGCACAACAAAAGUCACAGACUUUUUAUCCAGCUGUAGUAUUGAAAAAUGCAGAAAUGUCAUUCAAUUUUGGAGCCCAACCAUUUAAAUAUCCUCCUCCAAAUGAUUAUAUAGCUGUUGCUUCAGCACCUAAAGAGGCUAUAAGAGAAAAUUCUAUAAAUAGUAAUCAAACUCAAAGCAAAGAAGAUGGCAAACCUAAAUGUAAUGCUCCUCAAGCUAUAAUCAUGGAACCUUCAAGAGAACUUGCAGAACAAACCUAUAAUCAAAUACAAAAAUUUAAAAAAUAUUUGAAAGAUCCAAUUAUUAGAGAAUUGUUGGUUAUUGGCGGAGUUAGUGUAAAAGAGCAAAUUUCUGUAUUAAAUUCAGGUGUAGAUAUAAUAGUUGGAACACCAGGACGUUUAGAAGAUUUAAUACAAGGUGGCUAUUUGUCUUUAACACAUUGCAGAUUCUUUAUUUUAGAUGAAGCUGAUGGUCUAUUAAAACAAGGUUAUACGGAAUUAAUCGAUCGUUUGCACAGACAGAUACCAAAAAUUACAUCAGAUGGAAAAAGAUUGCAGAUGAUCGUUUGUUCUGCGACUCUACAUGCUUUUGAAGUAAAAAAGAUGGCGGAACGUUUGAUGCAUUUUCCAACAUGGGUAGAUUUGAAAGGUGAAGAUGCAGUUCCUGAAACAGUGCAUCAUGUUGUUGUAAUAGUAGAUCCACAGAAAGAUAAAUCUUGGCAUAAUUUACGAAAAUGUAUAGAAACUGAUGGAGUUCACAAUAGAGAUAAUAUAAGACCCGGAAGUAACAAUCCUGAAACACUUUCAGAGGCUGUAAAAAUAUUAAAAGGUGAAUACUGUAUUCGUGCCAUCAAGGAGCAUAAUAUGGACAGAGCCAUUAUAUUCUGUAGAACUAAAUUAGAUUGCGAUAAUUUGGAACGAUAUUUGAAACAAUCUGGUGGAAACCAAUUUUCAUGCGUAUGUUUGCAUGGCGACCGAAAGCCUGCAGAACGUAAAUCUAAUUUAGAGAAAUUCAAAAGACAAGAAGUAAAAUUUUUAAUAUGUACCGAUGUUGCAGCUAGAGGAUUAGAUAUUUCAGGAUUACCUUUCAUGAUUAAUAUAACUCUACCUGAUGAAAAAUCAAACUAUGUACAUCGUAUAGGUAGAGUUGGUAGAGCUGAACGAAUGGGUCUAGCCAUUUCGUUAGUUAGUAAAAUUCCUGAAAAAGUAUGGUAUCACGGUGAAUGGUGUUCUUCUCGUGGACGAAAUUGUUACAAUACUAAUCUUACUGAUAAGGGUGGUUGUUGCAUUUGGUACAAUGAACCAAACUAUUUAGCUGAAAUUGAAGAUCAUUUAAAUAUCACAAUUCAACAAGUUGAUCCAGAUAUGAAAGUUCCAAUGAAUGAUUUCGAUGGAAAAGUUACAUAUGGAGAAAAAAGAGCGACAAUGGGUUCCAAUUAUCAAAAUCAUGUUCAGCAAAUGGCGCCUUACGUGUCCCAAUUAUCCUCUUUGGAAUCUAAAGCACAAAUUUGGUAUCUAAAAAGACAUUUGGUGAAAACGGCGAAUUAAAAUGGUUUACACAUGAUUAUAUGAGAAACUUACUUACUAUGUUCUAAUUUAAUUUAACUCUAUCUUCAUAUAUUAUAUUUUAAUAUGUUAUACUAGUAUUUGAAUAGUCUCUUAAUAUUUAUAAAUAUAGUGUACUUCCAAGUGUAAUAUAUAAAUUUGUUACAAUUAAUAUAACAUAUUACUUCAUGUAACAAUGUAUCUCAACAUUUACUUCAUAAUUAAUUAUGAAUGAAAUAUUAUAUAUUAUCUCUAAAAAAAAACAUAUGAUUUAGAUAGCACUUAGAUAGUAUAUGUGUAUAUAAGACAUACGGUAAGUGUUUAUUGUUUUUAUAAUCUUCAUAAUUGUACCAUCGCUAUUUUAAUUACACAAAUGUAUAAUACAAUGGCCUUGCAGUACUGUUGAUUUUGUAAUUUUCACAAUAUCUUGGUAUGUUUUUUAUUUGUAUAUGUGCAUGUGCGCGCACGCGCGCAUGUGUGAUUCAGUUUUUUAUAUAAUAUAUAUAUAUAUUAUAUAUAUAUUAUAUACUCUUAGAAUUUACUAAAUGAUCUUUGUUUAAUUACACAUAAUAAUUUAUACACAUUUCUCGAAAUCAAUAGUAAACGACUAAAGUUAUACAGUAUACAAAUCAUACUGUUUGUUCUCUGCAUUCAGAUAUAGCGUACGUGUUCUCCCUUUUUUGUUUAAAUAGUGUAUAUGAUUCAUAUGUAACACGCUAUACGAACAUAACGCGUCUCAUCGACACGAGCGAAUGAGGCGCACAUAUUUUCACACUUGUAGGUGAUUUCAUUUUAUUUCUUUUGCACAAUUAGUACAACACGAGUCGAAUUGUUUAUUCGCUAUAAUAAUUUAAUUAAUUAAUCAGCAUAGAUUCAUGAAAACAUUUCUUCUUUUUUUUUCAUAUUCAGACAGUCAUCACAGAAUGAGAAUGAAAUAUUUAUUUUAUUUUUUUUUGUAAUUUAAAAACACAUUUAUAAUCGUACGAGUCAUUCUUCCUUUUUAUUUUAAUGCAUAUCAGCUAUCAUUCACGCAGUCAUUCAAUCGUUUUAAUUCAAUGAAUUAUAUUUAUAUCAUAUACAUAUAUAUUUAUAUAAUAUAUAAAUAUACAUAUAUAUAUUUAUUUAUUUAUUUAUAUAUAUUUGUAUAUCAUAUAUACUACAUGUCCACCCCACGAUCCUUACUUAAAUAGCUUCGACAACUAAACGACUCAGGCGAUCAAUACUUGUUCGUGUAUUUUAUAUAGUAACCAUAUCUUUUCGUUUGAUUGCAUUGUACGCAAUGUGUAUCGGCUUAUAUUUUUUAUUUUACUUUUUUUAUUGUGCAGUUAUAUCGUGAAUACUCGUUAGUCUAAGUAUUUAAAAAAAUUCUUCGUGCUCGUUCUCGCAAGAGCACAACUUUUUAAUAUCAAGAGUAAUCAUGGGGCAGACAACAUUUAAUUUCAUUUCCUAACGAAUUUCUCGUGUUAUUAUCCAUUUACAUCACGCAUAUUUUUUGUUUUAUAUUUUUCUGUAUAUUUUUUUUUCUUUUCUUUAUACGCGUUAUUAUCCAUUCACUCGCAUAAUUAGCGCUUAUUCGAACAUUACUCUUCAACGCUUUCUUUUUUUACUCUUACUCCUGCGCCUGCAUCAAUAGUAAUCUUUCUUAAGUCUUCAGCUAAACAUAUUUCUAAGAUACACGUAACAACGAAUUCAUUAAGGAUUAGGGAGAAAACACGGGUCUUUUUUUUUUUUUUAAGAAGUAAGGGGGAACGUACUUAUUUACGAGUUGGUAAAACUCUUCUCUCCCUUUUUCUCUCUUUAAUUUCCCAGUUCUCAUCCAUUAUUACAUAUUUAUGCACGAGCAAUUAAAUGAUUCGUCAUGUGACCGACAAGAUAAAUUUCGUUCUCAUUUUACACAAUUUCCGAUAAAUUUUCAAAUAAUUCCAAUAGAAAACGUUCGCCAGUUUCCAAAUUCGAUUUUAUAGCUUUAACUAUUGUCCAUCUUCAUCCGGAAGUGUCUUCCAUAAUUUUGUAAAGCAUUACGCUUUGUAUCAAACGAACGUUCUCGUUUCUUCUUUGGAUCCUAGCGAAUGAAUACGAGGACGACUAGAAAAAAAACUUCGGACAACAUCGACGAUCAAUCAUCGUACAUAUAUAUUUUCAUACAAAUUACUCCGAUACAAUAUACGUGGCGAGAAACCACAGUUCUUCCUAUUUCUUGAUUUAACGAAUAGAAUAGUUGCCGCGCCCGAGCCUCAAAGCUAGCUUCUUUCUCUUUCACAUUAUUCAUUCAGUAUUUCUUUGAGUCGAAUUGAUCUCACGUUGAAUCGUAAUUCGAUUUAAUUGAACGAACGAAAAAUUACGAAGAUAAUGAACGAUUUGUCGAUAUAAAAUCAUGAUCUUAAUAAUUCUAUUAAAUCUCGAUUUUUGGCCAAGUAAAAAAUCAAUGAAAAAUAUAUAGGCAGGCACGACCCAUAAUCGGGAAACGUUUGGAACUAUGAUGCAAAACAGUCAAGACGUUUUAGAUAGAAGACAGUGGAACAUUUUUUAUUGCCUAAAUUCGAACGACUGGAUGGAAAGAUAGAGACGUGGUAAGGGUUCACCUCCGAAAGAUCAUGUUUUCAACAGGAUCAUAUUACGUUUACGCGUCCAUUCUAAUGAAAUGUAUUCGCGAAAUGUCUAUUACAUAUGCAAGAGUGAUCAUUGAAAAUAUUCAAAGAAUGUCACGAGUUAUAUCACAAUAAUCUGACGCAAGUGACUCUACAUUUACUUUUAAACAUAUUAAAAAAUGAAAAAGCGAUGAAAAUAACGUAUAUGUAUUGUUAUUUGAAAUAAAUUAAAACGAAUACGAUACUCGAUUCAAAUGAAUUGCUUUCCUGAUUCUUCUUUUUCGCUUUUCCGAUGAAAAUAAUUUGAUGAAAUAAAAAAUAGCACCUUUACAUUUCUACAUAGGUAGAAAAUGCAUGGUAUUUAUUCUCAUGAUAAUCGUAAUCUCAAACGAUUGAACUUAUUGACUUUCCAUGCAUUUGUAUAUGCGUCAUCGAUUUACUAAUUCUGAUAACUUUGAGAACGAUUAUUCAGUUUCUAUGCAUGUGUAUACAUAGAUGUGUAUAUGUCAUUCACGAGUCGACCUUCGCCUUGCAUUAAGACUUCUGAAAACUUCGUUUCUCAUUAAAUCGUCUUAGAAUUAUGCGCCAACUCACGAUCCAAGUUUCUGGCUCGAUGUUUAUAGAAGUGAAAUGUGAAAUUUUUUUUUUUUUUUUUUUUUGAUGAUAAAAUAUUUCUUUAUAAAUAACUACGAUGUAUGAAAGACGAAUAUCUCUAUUAUUCGAAACGACAACCACAAUAUUCGAAUAUAGCAAUUACAAUGUUUUCAAUAUGCGUUGAUCGUAGUCAUUUAAAUAAAUAAAUCGCUCUAGAUUAAAUCGACGAAUCUAAUUUCUCCCGAAAAUAGCUUUUAACAAUGAUUACAACGGUAAUCGCUAAUCACAAUAAUAAAUGAUUAAAAUUAUUAAAAUAUUAAUAACGAUGGUGAAAAUGAAGAUGAUAAUGAUAUAAUGUGACGACGAGGAUGAGAAUGAAGAAGAUAGCAAUGAUAAUAUAAUAAUAAUAAUAAUAAUAAUAAUAAUAAUAAUAAUAAUAAUAAUAAUAAUAAUAAUAAUAACAAUAAUAAUAAUGAUGAUAAUAAUAGUAUACUAUAACUACAUCUUUCGCUUUAAUAAAAUCUGACUGUGUAAAGACAAUUUUUUAUCGAGUAACAGUAUAACGAUAAGACGAUCACAAUAAAUGACUCUGUAUUCUUAACAUAAACGCGAGCAUGAUAGCAUAAAACGCGUAUUUAUCUACGAGCAGACGUUCCGUGGCUUAGUUAGUAACGUGUAACGAAUUCAUAAUUAAUAAUUUCGAAUUUUUAAUUUCUCCAAUUAGAUUAGAUUCUUUGGGAUCAAUUAAAGAACCCUGAAAAAUGGUAUUGAUUUUCGCAAAUCGAAUUCGAUCAUUGGUCAUUUAUCAACGAUAAUCGCAACCAAAAAUGUUGCAAACCUCGUUACAUUUGUCUCUCGUUACGACGAUUUCAACCAUGCACACUCCGUCUACCUUGACUUUCGCUUUUUUAAGGCAAUACUCUCAACAACGUGGCCCACAAAGGGACUAAUGCGCUUCGUGGACAACGUGUUACAUCGUAUUCAUCGACAAUUUCUUCACUUGCACGAGGAGGGGGGAGGGGAGAGGGGGAGAGGUGUCAUAUCACGAGGAAAGAAGAAAUAGGAGGUGGGUGGUUCGUUUUUGUAUAAAAUGCGAAUGGGCCGUUUUUGAUUUUGUUGCAGCAUCGAGGAGGAUAAGAAAGAAAAAUAAAAUUUUUUUCUUUAUCUUAAAAUAAGAAUAAUAGUCGCAAUCACUAUCAAAAAGAUUUAAAUGCACGAUACAUUUUUUUUUUUCAAGCGGCGUUAUGCAAUUUACAAAAUCGCCAACGUAAAACACGUUUAUGGGGACAUUAUGUAGCGAAUAGUACCAUUCAUAAACCAAACGCACAGUUUUGAAUCAGUGUUUGUCAAAUUAUCGAUGCGUCAUUGCUUUACAUCUGUACCUGCUAUUAUUGUAUUUACAAAUAAUAAUUACUUGCACCGCUUAUUUUUACAUGUACAUAUUCACAUGCCUGGUACAUUGUACGUACGAUAAAAGAAAAAAAAAAAAAAAAACUUGUGCGAUCGGCGUAUGUAUACAAUAUAUAUAUGUACGUAUAUAUAAUGAAUGUAUGUAUAUGUAUAUAUCGAUAUAAUCGUGGCCACGUAAUAUUUUAUUAAUUAUUUAUUAAUUCGGUAUCCGCUUUGUUUCUCGCUUGUGUACGCGCACACAACAAUCGAUUAUAAUUACAUUUACGAAUUUCAUUUACAUUCAACAAGUGAUUAGUAGCAAGUAUUUUCUUUUACUUCUGCAUUUAUCCUUAUUGCAUCGCGGCCGACGCGAAAACGUGUCAAUCGUUCGAAGGAAUACUUUUUUUUUUUUUUUUUGAGUCCAGUACAUAAUUUUUGUUUUUAUUUUUUUCUUUUUUUUGUUGUCCGAUAUCACUGGAUAAAGCAUUCAGAAUUAGAACGAACGUGUUCCUUGGUUUAAAAAAAAAAAGAAAAGAAAAAAAAAUUGUAACAAGACACAAGAUCUACAAAUACUCGCAACAAUACUACAAUUACACAAUACUCGUUCAUGCGCUUUACAUACACGAAAUGAUGGUUCAUAUUUCUUUGUGCUGGAUGAACAUUAAAGUUUCACGGAAGUUUCAUCGACAGAUAAUAUUUUAUAUAUAUAUACAUACAUACAUACAUAUAUAUAUAUAUAUGUAUAUAUAUAUAUACUCGCAGCACAGGCUCACUGUCUUUCACUCCUUCGCAUCCUUGCUUUCACUCUUACAUCUGUCAUCAAGUUUUACAGUAAAAAUAACACUUCGUAAAGUUAUAAAUACCGUUACAAACUAUGGCUUGUCAGUUAUGUUUAGUACGAUAGGUAUACAUAUAUAUGUAUGCACACGGGCCCAUACAUUGAUAUUACAUGAGAAUACAUUUAUGAGGGUGUGGGCUCGUUAGCAUUUACGGAGUAACCAUUUAUGCAAUGUCCGGAAUUUCUAUCCUCAUCGUUUCAACGGCCAUAAUGUUAAACAUGAUUAGACGGAACAUUAUUGAGAUAGAUUGAAAUCAAUCUGGUUUAUCCAUAAUUGUGGAUAGAAAUACUUUUUAAACGACCGAUACAAAUCGAUACAAAAAUAAACUAGAUAUAUUAUAAAAAUUAAAAAUAGAAAACAUUCUCGUUUGAGAAAUAUUUCGUGAACAAUUUUCUUCUUAUUUCUUUUACGAAGAAAUAAUUAAUAGUGACAAAUAAAUAAAAAGAAAAGGAAUAAACAUGAUUAAAUUUAAUAAGAAAAAUGUGUAAAAAAGAAAAAAAGAAGACAAAAAACAGAGAAUAAUAAGGAUAGUAAGACCGGAUGCCCUAAUAUAUUUACGACGUGUUAUAUAAACCUUCGGAACGUGGCUUAUUCGUAUCCUUAUUUUAUUCAGUUUAAUUUGACGUUAAACUCUUGUUACCUAUUAUAAAAGUAGAUGUUACACAGAUCAGUAACCCGGUUUUAACGUAGGAGUACGAGUGUGUGUAAGUAUACGAGCGAACGUGCUGCCACGAAAAAAAAAAGCGCAUUGCGAUUCGAGAUAAAUAUUUUCUUUCCCCCCUUUUUCCCCUGUUAUUAAUAUGUAUAUUAAUUUAUCAAUUUAUAUAAUUAUAAUAGAACGCGCACGUGUACGCACGUGCGAGAUAUAACCGCAAUGCGCGUAGUUUCGAAGCAGUUCGCACACGCGUACAAAUCCCUCUCGUCCUCUGGAUUCUGGUAUGAAAUUGAGAAGAGAGAGAGAGAAAAAAAAAAAAAAAAAGAAAAAGAAAAAAAAGUAGAACGAAAGAAAAAAAUACAAUCGAGAUUUAAAAGAAAGUAAUAGGAGAUAUACAGGGUGUCCAAAUAGUACAGAUACGUGAGAUAAGAAAUUCACACAUCGCACUUUGGUUCAGAAAACUUUACCCUAAGAAGUUCGGAUGAUAACUGAUUAUUAGUAUGCACCGAUCGAAAUUUGUACACGUUUAUCGUUGCAUACUCCGAGGAUACAAAGCAUUUAAUACUCGAAAAUGAGACACGAGACUUUAUGUUACGAAAUCGAAUAAAUAAAGCAAAAUAUUAUUACCUCCGUAUGUUACUUAUAACGUUUACAAUGAUGUAAAGUUUGAUUGUUGUAAAGUUGGAGCCUAACACUAUAGUCAGAAGUGUACGUGUAAAACGAAUUUCCCACGUGGCACAAUUUCUCUUGCGUACGUUUAGGAUUUACAUGUAGACACUAGCUACAAUGACAAUAUUUAUGUGCCUAAGUACACGAAUUAAAAUAGUUCAAUGAAAAUCAGUAAAAACGAUAUCAAUGAGGAAUCUCGAUUCAUAGGAAACGUACAUAAAAACAUGAAUCCGUGGACGGUCACCCUGUACAUAUUUGAUACAUAGUUAUAUAAUUAAAACGCUCUUCGAAAUACUGUAAAAUCUCACAAAAUACUCUUCUUGUAAAAAGACGUGCGGCUGAGACUCCUACGGGUCGGGCCAAUGUGAUUAAAAAUCGAGAUUCGAAAAUUCGAAAAAAUUAAUUUACCAAUAAACAGUAGGGAGAUAGUAUAAUUAAAUCGUUUUAAGGGGAAAAAAUAGAGAUUCGAAAAAUGAGUAAAGAAACGUUCAACGUUCAAUAAGGAUUUUUUUUUUAUCGGAGAAAUCACCUAAAUCUUAAGGAAACAUUCUUAAUACUAAAUCUGAACGAGAUAAUAACGCGACGAGUGUGCCGGACGAAGGAGCCAGGCGAUCGCCGUCAUGUUAGUUUGUAACAAUGGCCCACGUUGAAACAUUCGUACAUUCUCGCUCUCUUCCAGACUCUCUCUCUUUUUCUCACACUCUUAUCAACAAAUUGAUGCGUAAUAAGAAUAAAAUUAACGAGGUAAUAGUUAAAAUUGCACGUGUUUUUUUUUUCUAGCAAAGAAUAUUAUUUCCCCCCAUUCAGGACGUUCAGCACACUCUCGACGGAACCUAAAAAAGGAGUCGAGUAAUCGAAAUGCCCAAGAUAUUUUUUCUUUUUUUUUUCUUUUUUUUCUGUCAAAACGAUCGUUAGAGUAGAAUGCGCAAGGGCAUAAUUUGCUUGUACACCAAUGACAUAGUAAGCGAUUCUGUGCAAAAAGAGAACUAUUCUCUCCAUUGCGAGACAGAUUUUCUUUAGGUAAUCCCCAACCACUGCGUAUCAACUUUUCUCCUUGAACUCUCUGUCGAAGAAGAAUGAUCGACUCGCAGUCAUCAAUCAUGUAUGCAUACACGCGGAGUCUUCGACGCAUUACUUUCUGAAUAAUUAAACGGCUUCAGAUAAGCGAAGAAGAGUUCCACGUACCAAUGUUAUAUAUCGUCGUACAUCGCGAUAUUAUUCAGAUCGCCCACGGUACGAUUCAUUUGACUCGCGUUAGCUCAAGAUGGAUCACUACCGUAAUUUUUAUACGAAUAGAUGACAGGACAUGUUGGCAGGAACGAAGUCACAAGAGCUCGUACUGGCGCAAGUGCAUCCGUUGAAUGAUGUCCCGACAAUCGUUAAACACUCUCUUGAUGUUCUCCGUAUCGACGGCACAUGUAAAGUGCGGAUAACAAUAGUGCUUGCCGUCGCCGCUCGCUGUGCUUAUACG